Betta splendens (Siamese fighting fish) is the source of this 1799-nucleotide messenger RNA. RefSeq names its product nitrilase family, member 2 (gene nit2). Gene Ontology annotation, cellular component: mitochondrion. Gene Ontology annotation, molecular function: omega-amidase activity. The transcript has 10 exons. Lineage: Eukaryota; Metazoa; Chordata; Actinopteri; Anabantiformes; Osphronemidae. The record is from RefSeq and is a predicted model, not a curated record. Gene Ontology annotation, biological process: oxaloacetate metabolic process; L-glutamine metabolic process. The coding region runs from base 164 to 1024 and encodes 286 amino acids.
AUACUUCAUCUUCUUGUAGCUGCUGGUGGGGUCUUUCUAGUCGAAAAGAAGCAGCUGACUUACUUUUCAUACAGUAAAUAUUGAGUCUUAUUUUGAAACAACCAACCGGAAAUACGCGUCGUGCGUGGCCGCUCUGGACUCUGAGCAGGAGAACGUUGCGUUCAUGUCCACCUUAGGAAGAGCAAUGUCCAAGUUCCGACUGGCCGUGGUCCAGCUGCACGUGACGAGCGUGAAGGCGGACAACCUGAGCCGAGCCCGGAGGCUGGUGAAGGAGGCGGCGGGUCGGGGCAGCGACGUGGUGCUGCUGCCGGAAUGCUUCAACUCCCCGUACGGAACCAGCUUCUUCUCUGCAUAUGCUGAGAGGAUCCCUGGAGAAUCCACUGAGGUGCUGUCACAGGCUGCAAAGGAGAAUAAAGUGUAUCUAGUGGGAGGAUCUAUCCCUGAAGAGGACGGUGGGAAGUUGUAUAACACGUGCACAGUGUUUGGGCCUGAUGGAAAAUUGAUCCUGAAACACAGGAAGAUUCACCUCUUCGACAUUAACGUCCCAGGAAAAAUCAAGUUCCAGGAGUCUGAGAUGCUGAGCCCAGGGAACAGUCUGUCAGUGUUUGAAACACCCUUCUGUAAAGUGGGAGUGGGCAUAUGCUAUGACAUGAGGUUUGCAGAGCUGGCGCAGCUGUACAGCAGGAAAGGUUGUCAGCUGUUAGUUUACCCCGGAGCCUUCAACAUGACCACUGGUCCCGCGCACUGGGAGCUGCUGCAGAGGGGCAGAGCUGUUGAUAACCAAGUGUAUGUGGCCACUGCAUCACCUGCCAGAGAUGAGACUGCGUCCUACGUGGCCUGGGGUCACAGCACUGUGGUGAACCCAUGGGGAGAAGUUCUGUCCAAGGCCGGAGCAGAGGAGGAGGUGAUUUAUGCAGAGAUUGACUUGCAGUAUUUGGCCGACAUCCGGCAGCAGAUCCCCAUCACAACGCAGCGCCGCAGUGACCUUUAUACAGUGACGGCUGUGCAGGAAGGGUCGGGCUGAAAACGGACUCGGAGGAGCAGGAGAGUGGGAUGUGUUGCGUCAGGUUUGUGCCACUUGGCUGUGGGUUGUUGCUGGGAGAUCAUCGGGCAUUUGGUAACCAAAGAGUUGGGGGGGUUGUGACAAAGGGAACAGCUGUAGGGGAGUGAAGAGUAAAGCUGUAUUCAGGAUCAGAUGGAUUCCUGGCCUCAGGAACGCCUUGUGGGGGAGGUUGUAACUGGGUAUAGAAGCAGAUUUAAAAGAGAAACUGCUCAGAAGACUCCUGAGCUGUAAGUGGCCUCACCAUCAAAACGAAACAGUCCACCACACCUGCAGGCUCUCGAUCCUUCAAUUCUUUUAAGAAUUGGCAGAAAAUUGAGAAAUUCUCAAAUUAGUAUAGAAGGUCAAGGUACAAUCAACACUAUGUGUUAGAUCACAUUGUCUCGUUCUCCCUGAAGAACAAGAUGUGUCUUCUAAACUUGGUUUUCCACAUCUUUUACAUCUUCCACAUCUGCUGACAGUUGAUUAGUACAAAAUUAAUGAGAGAUUUUGAGUAAUAUAAGUCGUUUGUUUAAUGUGUAAAACUCAGAACUCUAUGCUCAGGAAAAACAUCAGAAAAUACAGUGAUCGUGAUGUAUUCUGUACUUGAUGUAAUCACAUUCUGUACACAUUUUUUUAUUUCUUUCAUAUAAUGUCAUCUAUCAAUACGCAUUUUUAGAUUUAAAAUGUAAAUCCUAAAAAGCCAAAGUCAAACAAAGCAGCAACAUUAUUAAAUCUUUAAUGAAAUGUGCUGAAACAA